Messenger RNA from Morus notabilis, 4092 nucleotides. RefSeq names its product protein ALWAYS EARLY 2. Bases 271 to 3720 code for a protein of 1149 amino acids. Gene Ontology annotation, biological process: regulation of cell cycle; DNA-templated transcription; regulation of transcription by RNA polymerase II. Gene Ontology annotation, cellular component: transcription repressor complex; nucleoplasm. NCBI's taxonomy places the organism in Eukaryota, Viridiplantae, Streptophyta, Magnoliopsida, Rosales, Moraceae. Gene Ontology annotation, molecular function: DNA binding. The transcript has 20 exons. The record is from RefSeq and is a predicted model, not a curated record.
UCAUUUCCUUUCGCCUUAGUUUCGCGGCAACGCCUCUCCACUCUUUUUCUCUCUGUCUCUAACUUUCUCUAUCUAAAUCACUUUCUCUCUCUGUAAAAGCCUCUCCGAGCAUCACCUUCUCUCUCUCUCUCUCUCUCUUCAAAAAGCCUUGUCUUUCUGCUCCUCUCUCUAAAAUGGUUCAAUUUGGAUUCCGGUGAAACCCUACGACGACCGGCGAGGGCUUCCGAUCUGUGAUUCUAGGGUUUGGAAAGGUUUAGUUGUUGCAUUUCAAUGGCUCCAACGAAAAAACCUCGAGUAAAUAAGCGGUAUGCCGGUAUAAGUUGGUAUUCGCCUGUUAAAGAUGUUGGGAACCCGAGCAAAAGCAAGCAACGGGCUUUAGUUUCAGUUUCUCCUGAGAAAGAUGGCGGGAACUCAAACAAGCCCAGUCAACGAAAGAAAAAACUAUCAGAUAAGUUGGGACCUCAGUGGAGCAAGGAAGAGCUUGAGCGCUUUUAUGAUGCAUAUCGGAUGUAUGGGAAAGACUGGAAGAAGGUCGCUGCUGUAGUGCGCAACAGAAGCGUUGAAAUGGUAGACGCUCUUUACAGUAUGAACCGGGCAUACUUGUCAUUGCCAGAGGGGACAGCUUCUGUAAUUGGCCUUAUAGCAAUGAUGACAGAUCACUAUAAUGUUCUGGAAUCGAGUGAUAAUGAGCAAGAGAGCAAUGAUGCUUCAGGACUUUCUCGGAGACCUCAGAAACGCAAGCGUGGCAGGGAUCAAGUUAGCACCUCAAAAGAUGUUUUCAAGUCUUAUUCAUCCGCCGAUGGAUGCCUAUCACUGCUAAAAAGGAAACGGUCUGAUGGUAGUCAGCCUCGCGCAGUUGGGAAGAGGACACCACGUUUCCCUGUAUCAUAUUCUCAUAAGAAAGAUUUUGGGGAAAAUUAUGAUUCACCACUUAAGAGGAAUCGAAAGUCAGAUCAUGAUAAUGAGGACGAUGUUUUACAUGUGGCAGCACUGGCGUUGACUGAGGCUGCUCAAAGAGUAGGUUCUCCUCAAGUUUCCACACCAUACAAAAGACAAGAACACCAUCCACAAUCUGAGUUAGAAGGUAGUGUUGGAAGUAGGGGAGCUGAAAAUGGAGAUUAUGCAAAAGAUACUAGCUCCUUGGUGGAUAUGGAAGGUGUCGGUACAGUUGAGGUUCAUCGGAAGGGGAAGAAGUUUUACAGAAAGAAAGAGAAAGUUGAAGACGAUGAUGGUGGAGAGGCAUGUAGUGGGACAGAAGAGGGGGUUAAUGUCAGCAGUCUGAAAGGAAAAGCUGACGCUGAAGUUUCAAACAUAAAAGCUGAGCGAGUUUCCCCACAAGUUCAACGAAAGAGAAGCAAGAAACUAUUUUUCGGAGAUGAAAGCUCUGAAUUUGAUGCUUUGCAAGCACUGGCUGAUUUGUCACUGAUGAUGCCACCAUGCACAAUGGAAUCUGAAUCAUCUGUUCAGUUGAAGGAAGAAAAAACAACUCUUGAUGUGAAAGAUAAAUUCAGUCUACCUGAAGACACAUCUACAAGCCAAGUUAGAAGCAGAAAUAAACUCUUGUCUGCAAAACAAAAGGGAACCUAUGCAAUUUCUGGAGUUGAGGGUACCAGUUCCAAAAAAUCCAAACUUGGAAGGGACUCAAAAGUUGAUAUUAAUACUAUAUCAACAUUGGAACAACAGCCUCGUUCUGACGCCAAAGCAUGGAAAAGGAAGCGCAAGUCCUUGGUACCAAAGGUAUCAAGUGCUGAAGCUCAUUUGGAUUCUCGUGCGAGUGAAGCUGUAAAGACUGAGGUCACUUGUGAAGAAGAGAGUAAACCAGUGAUUAAGGGAAAACGCAGUAGCCAAUCCUCUACUCCUUCCAAGCAAUGGAAAUCCGUUAGAUCGUCAGCUGAAGGUUCUUUAAAUAGCGAUUACAUAAGAACUGGAACUAGAACUGAUCCUUUGGUAUCAUCUAUCCAAGUUCCUACUGCAAGCAAAGUUAACUUACCGAUCAAACAAAAAAGUAGACGAAAAAUGUAUAUACCCCAAACAUUUUUCCCCAAGGAGAUCAAGUUUUCUGAGCAUAGAGUAAAAGGGAAGGUCAACAAGCAUUCCACUUCAACAAAGGAAAAGCUUUCUUGUUGCCUAUCAUCAUAUUUGGUGCGUAGAUGGGUCGCAUUUGAGUGGUUUUAUAGUGCAAUAGAUUACCCUUGGUUUGCCAAGAGGGAGUUUGAGGAGUACUUAAACCAUGUUGGAUUGGGGCACAUCCCAAGGCUAACUCGUGUUGAGUGGGGUGUAAUUAGAAGUUCCCUUGGUAAACCCCGGAGGUUUUCUGAACAUUUUCUUCAUGAAGAAAGGGAGAAACUUAAACAAUAUCGAGAAUCUGUAAGAGAACAUUAUACCGAACUUCGUACUGGUGUGAGAGAAGGUCUCCCCACAGAUUUAGCAAGACCUUUGACAGUUGGACAACGAGUCAUUGCUCUUCAUCCCAGAACAAGAGAAAUUCAUGAUGGAAGUGUGCUUACAGUCGAUCAUGAUAGGUGCAGGGUUCAAUUUGACCGUCCUGAGAUAGGCGUUGAAUUUGUCAUGGAUGUGGAUUGCAUGCCUUUAAACCCAUUGGAAAAUAUGCCAGAAACUCUAAGGCGACAGAAUAUUGGUGGCCACAAAUUUCCCUUUAUAUCUAAUGAGCCACAAAUGAAUGGCAAUCUUAACUUUGGAGGGCCCAUGAUGUUUGCUUCAGGUGGGCAUCCGGAGAAAGCACAGAGACCCAUGAAUACCUUGGGAAAGCAUGGAAAGGGAGAUGCAACCCAUGCCAUUUCACAAUUGAAGGCAGCAGCGGUCGAUAUUGUGAGCACACAACCAAUAGCCUAUAGUCAGUCUUUUGCUGUGGCAAAUAACCAAGCACGGGAAGCUGAUAUACGAGCUAUUUAUGAGCUGACCCGUGCCCUUGACAAAAAGGAAGCAUUGUUGAUGGAGCUUAGAAAAACAAAUAAUGAAAUAUUGGAGAACCAGAAUAGUGGAGACUACUCUUUAAAAAACUCUGAACCUUUUAAGAAGCAUUAUGCAACGGUUUCUUCAGCUUUGCUUGAUUUGAGGCAACGUAAUAGUUACCGUGGAAAUGCUUUGCUCCCUUGGCUGAAGGCCCCUGCCAAUAUCGGUGUCCACAGUGUCCUUCCAGGUUCACUUGAUAGUUUUUCCAUUCCUCAAGAUUCAGGAUCUAGCGUCAUUGAAAUUGUUAAAGGAUCAACAGUUAAAGCACAAGCGAUGGUUGAUGCUGCUAUUCAGGCAUUUUCAUCAAGAGGGGAGGGAGAAGAUGCUUAUGCAAAGAUUAGGGAAGCCCUAGACUCUAUGGACAACUCAUUGACAUCAGAUUCCAGAGUAUCAAUGAAUAGGACACAGGACCAGGUCAAUGGCAAUUUGGGGCAUCGCAAUCAGCAGCUUUCUUCUACAUCUGAGCCAGUCCACGCUGUUGAUUCAUCUGCUCUGAAUUCACGUACGGAUUCUGAAAAAAAUGAGGCACAAGUCCCGUCAGAGGUCAUUACAUCGUGUGUUGCUACUUUGCUUAUGAUACAGACAUGUACUGAACGGCAAUAUCCUCCAGCGGACGUGGCUCAGAUAUUAGAUUCCGCGGUCACAAGUUUGCAUCCGUGCUGUCCACAAAAUCUUCAAAUAUACAGAGAAAUACAAACGUACAUGGGUAGAAUCAAGACCCAAAUAUUAGCACUUGUGCCAACUUGAGUAUGAUGUGCUUGCUUCCUUUCAUUCUCGGGAAUCAGCUUACUCUCAAAAGCUAUUCUAAAUCGAGCACGAACUAACUAGCAAUUACAUGACGUAAUUGGGCCGAUCGAACAUGAUUAAUGAGAGGUUCUUGUUAAGACUAGUAGAACUUGAAAGCAAGUUCAUGCAAAUAUACUGGUGGAACCUUGAUCAGUCUCAACUUGGAAGCUCCAAUCCCGCAUUUUUAAGUUGUAAUUUAUUUGUGCGUUAGGCAAACAGGAAACGGCCAUCAAACUGGUUCCGACGUAAUUGUAAUUUUCCGUGUUGUAUUUAGAUUAUUCUGAUCUGUAGUGGUCAGUAUGCUCAGAAAUAAAUUUUGACUUGUAGCAAUUU